AUGACCACCUCAGUCACCUAUCCGCGCCCCGACUUCCAACGCUCCGGACUCACCUGGUUCCCGUUAGACGGCGCCUGGGACUUCAUCUUCGACGACGCCGACGCCGGCCUCACCCAGUCCUGGGAGCAACAAGGCCUCCCCCAGGAAAAGCGCACCAUCACAGUCCCCUAUGCCUUCCAAACCCCCGCAUCCGGAAUCGGCCUACACGAAGCCCACGAGGUGCUAUGGUACGAGCGCACCAUCAGCGACAUCCGCUCGGCCGACGAGAUCGCCCGCGGCCACCGCCUGCUCGUGCGCUUCGGUGCCGUCGACUACGAGUGCGCCGUGUGGGUGGACGGGCGCCGCGUCGGCGGCCACCGCGGCGGCCAUGUGCCCUUUGACGUGGACGUGACGGACGCGCUGCGCCCGGGGCAGGAGAGCGCGCGGCUGACGCUGCGCGUGCGCGACUCGCCGACGGACCUGACCCAGCCCCGCGGGAAACAGUACUGGGGCCCUGUACCCGAGAGUAUCUUCUACACGCCGACGAGCGGGAUCUGGCUAUCUGUGUGGAUGGAGAGUGUGCCGGCCAUGCGGCUGUGCUGUGGGAGUGGCGGGACGGUGCUCCGCGCGGAUGAUAUCGAGCGUGGAGAGUUGCAUGCCCGGGUAGCGGUUGCGGGGCGGCCGGCGGGGGCGACGUGUAGCGUGGAGAUUGAGGCGAGUCUGGGCGGCGUGUCGGUUGGGAAGGCUGCGGCGGAGGUGCCGAAGGAUAAGGCGUUUGCGACGCUGGAUGUGGAUAUGAAGGUGCGCGAUCCGGCGCCGUUGCAGGCGCAGGCCCCGUUUCGUGUGGAAGAUGCAUGGCAUGAUGGUGUGGCGCUGUGGGCGCCGGAGCAUCCGAGUCUGUAUGACUUGACGCUGCGGUUGUAUGAUGCCGCUGGCACGGUGGUCGACGAGGUGCACACGACGACCGGCAUGCGCAGCCUGUCCUGGCAGACGGGCGACGGCACGUUCCGUCUGAACGGCAAGCCGUACUUCCAGGUGCUGGUGCUAGACCAGGGAUACUGGCCGGAGACUGGUAUGACGCCUCCGUCUGCGGACGCCCUCAAGGCCGAUAUCGAGAUGGCGAAGCGGGUGGGACUUAAUGGCUGUCGCAAGCACCAGAAGGUGGAAGACCCCAUUUUCCACUACUGGGCGGAUCGAUUGGGGUUUUUGGUAUGGGGCGAGAUUGCGGACGCGUAUGAAUUCAGCGACGAUUUCGUCGAGCGGUUCAAUAGUGAGUGGAUGGAGGCUGUUAGACGUGAUAUCAACCACCCGUGCGUGGUGGCGUGGACGCCGGCCAACGAAAGCUGGGCCUACACGUCUCUCAAGGACAACAUCGAGCAGCGCAAUCACCUGCGGUCGGUGUACUACAUGACCAAGACUCUGGAUCCCACGCGUCCGAUUAACGACAACUGCGGAUGGGAACAUGUGCUCACCGAUCUGACUACGUUCCACGACUAUAGCGACUCUGGCCCUCUCACCGAGACAUGUGCGAAGAUGGAGGGUGGAAUCCUAGGGAAGAAGGAUGGCCGCGAUCUGUUCGUUAAACCGCUGUAUUCGGGCUCUACACUGCUCGAUCCCGGCGCGGAGCAUCGACCAGGGGCGCCAGUGAUUUGCAGUGAAUUCGGAGGAGUGAAUAUCGCGCCUCCAAAAGACGCAUCCGGGGCCACAAGGGACUGGGGCUACACGACUGCACAAGACCCGACGGAUUAUCUGGUUCGGCUGGAGAAACUGGUGAUGGCGGUGAUGAAGGGAGGGCACUGCUGUGGUUUUGUCUACACUCAACUGUGUGAUAUCGAGCAGGAGGUGAAUGGAUUUUAUUCCUAUGACCGCAAGGAAAAGGUGCCGGCGGCCAGAGUUAAGGCCAUCAUGGAUGCGGCACAGCAGUACUACUAUACGCAUACGCUCGCAAAGCAUAGCAAGGGGGGAACAAUCCCACGGAUGCUUCGCUCCUGGAUUCAUCGCAAGGAUUGA
Messenger RNA from Aspergillus terreus NIH2624, 1989 nucleotides. Its product is annotated as glycoside hydrolase family 2 protein. The record is from RefSeq and is a predicted model, not a curated record. Gene Ontology annotation, biological process: carbohydrate metabolic process. Bases 1 to 1989 code for a protein of 662 amino acids. The transcript is spliced from 3 exons. Gene Ontology annotation, molecular function: hydrolase activity, hydrolyzing O-glycosyl compounds. Lineage: Eukaryota; Fungi; Ascomycota; Eurotiomycetes; Eurotiales; Aspergillaceae.